CCACCACCAACACCAGCGGCGGCGCAUUGGCCCCGCUGUUCUCCACCUCGGGCAGGCCCAAGACAACGAUCGGCCUUGUUGGUGACAAGUGGCAAUGCGGCUGGCGCGGCUGGUGUGUGCCCUUGACUCAAAAUGGUCACCCCAGCACCCUCACGCUCACGCUCGCGUUCAUCUCUUCUCUUUGCGAAACUCUCUCAUGCUUAGCUCUCGUCGCUUCAAGCUCAAACGACACUGCCGUCGCCACGCAGACGCUCAUUCUGCUCGCAACACCGUCGCAACCUCAAGCUGGGCCGCCAAUUGGCGAACAAGGGUCCAUUCGGCAACAAGAACGUCUUCAACCUCGGCAGAGCAGACUUCGUCCUCCUCAAGAGGGGGCAAGCACACUGCGACAACGUGGAGAAAGAGGAUGGACAGCGUUGGAAGUUGCUCUUCUACUCUCACGCUCAAGCAGAGUCGCGACGAACACAUCGCACACAUUCACGGCGAUAGGGAGCGCGUGAUCUGCCCCCAUCCCGGGUGCGGAAAGUCGCUCGCCGACGUAAAGACCCUGCGAAGGCAUCAAGCGACUCAUCAGGGUCGCCCACGCCUCCCCUGCCCCUAUGCCGACUGCCCGCAAGACUAGCAGAACCGCAAGUCCGUGCGACAGCACGUCCAUAAUAAGCACGGAGGAGUUUGGCCAGAGGCUCACGACGGCGGCACCACCACCACCCCAACAACAACAACAACAACAGCAACAGCAACAGCAGCAGCAGCAGCAGCAGCAGCGUUACCGUGCCAUCCUUCGCGUUAGCUUACGUCCAUCUGAUACGAGGCUGAAUGGUGCAUCUGCGGCUCGCCCGAUUGAUACUCCGCUCACAUUCGAGUC
Molecule: messenger RNA, 865 nt
Organism: Jaminaea rosea
Lineage: Eukaryota; Fungi; Basidiomycota; Exobasidiomycetes; Microstromatales
Exons: 5
Coding region: 95-622 (175 amino acids)
Source: RefSeq, a predicted model, not a curated record